CAAAAUCGGGGUGGUCAUAAAGUGGGCGUUCCCAUAUCGAUGUUGUUGAUGGUGAAGAAGAUUUUCUUCAUAGCGUAGAUCUCCCGAUGUUUCUCCCCACUUUAGAGGACGACAUGCAUACUUUUAAACCAAGUCGGGACAGGCUCUACACCACAAGAUGUUGCGGUUGUUGCCAUGUGAGGACGGGAACAAUCAUUCUUGGGACAUGGUACAUGGUGGUGAACCUGUUAAUGGGCAUCCUUCUAACAGUGGCAGUGACCCACCCGGAGAACGUGCCCACAGUGGACCUGCAGUAUGAGGUCAUCGAGCAUUACUUUGCCUCGGACAGGGUGUCUGAGAAUGCCUGUGUUGGAUUUGCCAUCUCUCUUCUGAUGCUCACCAUCAGUUCCAUGAUGGUGUAUGGAGCCAUUACCCAUCGUGAUGGCUGGCUCAUCCCUUUCUUCUGCUAUCAGCUGUUUGACUUUGUCCUGAGCUGCCUGGUGGCUGUCAGCUCGCUCACAUACCUGCCCCGCAUUAAGGACUACCUGGACCAGCUGCCGGAUUUCCCCUACAAGGACAACCUCCUGUCCCUAGACUCCAGCUGUCUCCUGCUCUUUGUUCUAGUCUUCUUCGCUUUCCUCAUCAUACUGAAAGCUUACCUGAUCAACUGCGUGUGGAACUGCUACAAAUAUAUUAACAACAGGAACAUGCCAGAGAUCGCUGUAUACCCUGCUUUUGAGGCCCCCCCUCAGUACAUCCUGCCCACCUAUGAGAUGGCCAUGAAGAUGCCAGAGAAGGAGCCUCCGCCUCCCUACAUGCCUGCUUAAGCACCCCAGACACACACACACCACCACUUUCUCCACUUAGUGCCCUCCCUCACCCCCCUUAUCACACCCACCAUCUACUGUGUAUGUGGCCAACAACUUGUUUUGACCCUGCCAAUGCUGUUCUAGAGAAAAGGGUAGUUACCCUUCUGUUAUUCAAUCCUAACCUCACAGUCUUGUUGAUAUUGGAGAGGGGCAGAAGAUGUGUAUAUAGUAUUAAAAAAACAAGCUGUUUUAUAUUUUCCUCCAUGUCUUGGUAAAAGGAAAAAAGGGGGGGGGGGUUUGUGAAAGUACCAUCACUUGAAUGCUUAUUGUCAGUUCUUAUAUUGAUAUGAGUAAAACAUAUGAAAAGAACUACACAAUCCACUUCUGAUAACUGUUGAAUCAUGCGUUAAUUAUGUGUUAAGAUUCUAGCUUUAAACAAGUUUGAUGGGGAAGCUUGUAGCACUUUUUCCUUGUCUACCAUUAUUUAGGCCUACUAUGCCAAUAUAUGUCCCAUCAGUCCACCCACUUGUGUGCCAUGUUCAUAUUCUCUCUUUUGUGAUCCUGUGUUGUGUGGCUAAACUAAUGAGUAGUGUUUCAGCAUUGAGGCCUUACACUGCUGGUUAAGAAGAUAGAUGUCACUGAAGUUGCUUCCCAGGAACCUGAAGGGGAACAAGUGUUGUGAACAUUAGUGGAUGCAUGCAACGUUUUCUUCCUUUCUUUACUUUUCAUGUGUUUCGAUCUUUGUGGACAACAAAUGGCUUUAAUAAACAUUUGUACCCAU
This is a messenger RNA of Hypomesus transpacificus, 1569 nucleotides long. It is a transcript of the gene laptm4a, whose product is annotated as lysosomal protein transmembrane 4 alpha. The transcript is spliced from 7 exons. Gene Ontology annotation, cellular component: lysosomal membrane. Lineage: Eukaryota; Metazoa; Chordata; Actinopteri; Osmeriformes; Osmeridae. The coding region runs from base 87 to 806 and encodes 239 amino acids. The record is from RefSeq and is a predicted model, not a curated record.